Messenger RNA from Ceratotherium simum simum (southern white rhinoceros), 1541 nucleotides. RefSeq names its product acetyl-CoA acyltransferase 2 (gene ACAA2). Gene Ontology annotation, molecular function: acetyl-CoA C-acetyltransferase activity. Gene Ontology annotation, biological process: fatty acid beta-oxidation. NCBI's taxonomy places the organism in Eukaryota, Metazoa, Chordata, Mammalia, Perissodactyla, Rhinocerotidae. The record is from RefSeq and is a predicted model, not a curated record. Gene Ontology annotation, cellular component: mitochondrion.
CCCUGCGCCGCCAUGGCCCUGCUCCGAGGUGUGUUCAUCGUUGCUGCUAAGCGAACACCCUUUGGAGCUUAUGGAGGUCUUCUGAAAGACUUCACAGCUAUCGACUUGACUGAAUUUGCUGCCAAGGCUGCCUUGUCUGCUGGCAAAGUCUCGCCUGAGAUUGUUGACAGUGUCGUUGUAGGCAAUGUCUUGCAGAGUUCUUCAGAUGCUAUAUACCUGGCGAGGCAUGUUGGUUUGCGUGUGGGAAUCCCAGUAGCGACCCCAGCUCUCACUGUUAAUAGGCUCUGUGGCUCUGGUUUCCAGUCCAUUGUGAAUGGAUGUCAGGAAAUUUGUGUUAAAGAUGCUGAAGUUGUCUUGUGUGGAGGAAGCGAAAACAUGAGCCAGACUCCCUUCUGUGUCAGAAACAUGCGUUUUGGAACAAAGUUUGGAUUAGAUCUCCAGCUGGAAGAUACUUUGUGGGUAUCGUUAACGGAUCCACAUGUCCAAAUCUCCAUGGCAGUUACUGCAGAGAACCUUGCUGUGAAACAUGAAAUAAGCAGAGAAGACUGUGACAAAUACGCCCUGCAGUCACAGCAGAGGUGGAAAGCUGCUAACGAUGCUGGCUAUUUUAAUAAUGAGAUGGCACCAAUUGAGGUGAAGACAAAGAAAGGAAAACAGACAAUGCAAGUAGAUGAGCAUGCUCGGCCCCAGACAACCCUGGAACAGUUAAGUAAACUUCCUCCAGUUUUCAAGAAGGAGGGGACUGUCACUGCUGGGAACGCAUCGGGGGUAGCUGAUGGAGCUGGAGCUGUUAUCAUAGCUAGUGAAGAUGCUAUUAAAAAACAUAACUUCACACCACUGGCAAGAAUUGUCGGAUAUUUUGCAUCUGGAUGUGAUCCCUCUAUCAUGGGUAUUGGUCCUGUCCCUGCUAUCAAUGGAGCACUGAAGAAAACAGGACUAAAUCUUAAGGAUAUGGAUUUGGUAGAGGUGAAUGAAGCUUUUGCUCCCCAGUACUUGGCAGUUGAGAAGAGUUUGGAUCUUGACCCAAGUAAAACCAAUGUGAACGGAGGAGCCAUUGCUUUGGGUCACCCAUUGGGAGGAUCUGGAGCAAGAAUUACUGCACACCUGGUUCAUGAAUUACGGCGUCGAGGUGGAAAAUACGCCGUUGGAUCGGCUUGCAUUGGAGGUGGCCAAGGUAUCGCGGUCAUCAUUGAGAACACAGCCUGAGGAGAGCACGAAGCCUGCUAUGGCCCACUCCUGCUUUACUUGGCCAGGCCACAGUAAACCAGAUGACUUGCAGAGCAGCUGCAAAACCAGCCAUGCUCUGCCACUGAAAGCAGUUGAGUUUGACCAAGGGAUGGCGAGGUAAAGAUGCGGUUAUCAUGAAUAAGCGCCCAUACCAGCAUAAGUUCUCUCAAAUUUGCACCAAAUAUGAUGUAUUUCUGAACUAAAAUCCAACUAUAGAAGGCCUUAAAAGGAAUCGUAUCCUCGCCAAAUAACCACCACUUAUACCUUAGAUAGUAUGAUUGCAAGGAAAUUGAAUAAAUACUGCCAUAACUUCA